Messenger RNA from Prunus avium (sweet cherry), 1065 nucleotides. The record is from RefSeq and is a predicted model, not a curated record. Lineage: Eukaryota; Viridiplantae; Streptophyta; Magnoliopsida; Rosales; Rosaceae.
AUGGCUUUGAUGAAGAGUAUUACACUGAGACUUUUGGUGACAAUGGCUCUCUAUGGUGUUUGUUUUGGUGCUAUUUAUAGAGUUGGUGACUCUAAUGGCUGGACUUCUAGAUGCCUUGUUGAUUACAACGAGUGGGCUUCAACAAAGGACUUCCACGUCAACGACACCCUCAUAUUUACUUAUAACAGUCAAUUCCAUAACGUGAUGCAAGUUACCAACCAAGAUUUCCAAUCUUGCAACACAACCUACACCUCUGGCUCUGACACUGUCACCCUUAAUAGGUCCAGCCAUUUUUACUUUCUCUGUGGUACUCCUGGCCAUUGCCAACAUGGACAAAAAGUCAACAUCAACGUCACGCUGCCUAUAUCUGCAGAUGGUUCGUUUGCAAGCCCAAGCCCGGCACCUUAUGGAGCAUCGCCUUCUUCUGAAGUGUUGUUUCUAAGCAGUGCUCCUACUCUUCGUCUUUUGAAGCUUGAGUUCACCACUGUUGUGUUAUUUCAUAUAUCCAAUCCAAGUAACUGCAGUGUCUAUGGACGUAUGCAUGCAAGAGUUGGUGACUCUAGUGGUUGGUCUUCUAGAGGCCUUGUUGAUUACAACGAGUGGACUUCAACAAAAGACUUCCAUGUUGGCGACACACUCAUAUUUGCUUACAACAAUCAAUUCCACAACGUGAUGCAAGUUACUAACCAAGAUUACGAAUCUUGCAACCCUACCUCUCCGAUCGCAGUCUAUACAUCGGGAUCCGACACCAUUACCCUUGAAAUGCCCGGCAACUUUUACUUUUUGUGUGGUGCUCCUGGCCAUUGUCAAGCCGGACAAAGGGUUGAGAUCACGGCCACCCUACCUACACCAGAUGGCUCUUUUGUAAGUCCAAGCCCGGCACCUUAUGGAUCCUCACCUUCAGCUUCUCAUUCAGAAGUGUCUCCAAGCUUUGAUCAAAGUAGUGGUCCUGCUCCUCAUUCUGAAAUGAUGUCGCCAAGCUCAGCUCUAAGCAUUCAUUUUUCGAAACUUGGGUUGGGUGUCACCGUCUUUGUGUUAUCUACUCUUUUGGGUCUUGUAUUUUAG